AUGCCUCUCAACCCGCUUUCAGAUCGGCAAUUAACUGUCGCUUAUGGCAGUGACUUGCUCAGAGCCCACCAAAUCUGUCGUGAGAACAUCAUCUUGCAAAAGCAGCUCGAGGCUUGCCUCGAACAAGUCGUCGGUCUGUGCGAGGAAGUGAGAGGCUUGGAGGCCAACUAUACCACCGCCGUCGAAGAUGGGCGUGCAGCGAGAAGUCUCCUGGAAGCGCAGGUGCAGACACUGAUAUCCGACUGUCAAAAAGGUGUCGCCGCGGAGCAGCAGCAAGAACAACACUUUCAAGUCACCUUGGAGAGCUUUCGGAUCGCUCUCGAUGAGAAAGCCGACGCAUCAGUGGUCGAAUCACUCGCGAAUCGAGUUGAUCAGCUUCACGCCAACUCAGUAACAGUAAAUGCCACAUUGCCGCCAGUCAGUCGUGUAUCCGAUUCGAUCCAGGUCUUGGACUCUCAACAGAAUAACCAUCAUAAAGAACCAUCAAUCUCGGCGGAGCUCUCCAGUCGACUCGAAGUCCAUCACGGGCCCCGCGAGACUGUGCCUGAUGACCUCGAUCUGGACGCGAAUGCAGAGACGAUUAGCUAUGCCGGUCACCACCAAUGUCUCCAUGACAAGAAUGACUCGCAGAGGAUGUUGCCACCAACUGCGGAAGCUAUACAGCUCGCCAGAAUCAAGUCGCUUCGCCAGAGGAGAUUUGAUGAGUGGACUUCCUACUAUGAUCAAGGCCAGAGAUUAUUGGAGAGCUUGCCGAACAGUUUCGAAGAGACAGUCGUGCACAACUUCGUAAGCGGAAUUCUCAGAGACUCUCAUAGGAGACAAUGUCAGCAAUGGCUUGAUGCGAAUGGGUGGACGUGGGCCAAUGUUACCACUUUUGGAAUCUUGUGCUCACAGGUUCUCGCGAACAAUGCAAUACAUCCGGCGGGUACCACGCAGGCACUGUCCUCGGCCCCAAGCCAAACGGACGACAUGCCUGCCACGGCCUGCGCAAAUGACAAAACCGAGUCCCGCACGGACAGCAAGAAGGCCCAGAAACCAAAGACUCGGCGGAUCACAGGGACCGAACCUUUGCGUCGGAGCCAACGUCUUCUCGAGCAUAGGUUGAAUGCAUCCUCCCACAGCACCCCUGCUCUGGAGUCGAUGACGUUACACCCACCAAAAGCCAUCAUCCCUGAUUCCAGCGUUCUUGCUGGUAAUCAGGACACCAACACUAAGCUCGACAGGAAGUCUGAAGCUCGACCCAAGAUGAAGAAGAAGCCACAGCCCAAGCUGGCGGGAAACACGGAUGUUCAAAAGGCCCAGCAACAGCGACCUGAGAACGAUUCUGCUGAGGGUCGUAAACCUGCCGGCGACAAUCCGCCCACAGAGCACACACGGCAGUCAGAGAGCCACAGCGCCAGAAAGAGAGCAGCUGAGUCGAAUCAAUCCGUACAUCCGAAAAAGCGACCGAAAUCAAAGAAGGAAAAGGCUAACCAACGUAAAGAUGCCGAAUGUCGGGUGCUGUCAGCAAAGCCAGACGCGGCAAAGGUGGCAGCCGAAAGUAGCGAUGACGAGGGCUUUUUAUAUGAAGCAAAUCCCUCUGAGGAUCUCGACCGCCAGGACGCAGGGGACAUUUUGAGGAAACGAAGUCAUGCCAGACGUUCAGGCCAUGGUGUGCAACGUCAAUAUAGAACAGACAGAUCGCAGAAACGUUUACCUCUGCCGCCACCUCCGGAGAUUCCGAUCUUACCUACCACGGAGGAAGAGUAG
Molecule: messenger RNA, 1749 nt
Organism: Cladophialophora carrionii CBS 160.54
Lineage: Eukaryota; Fungi; Ascomycota; Eurotiomycetes; Chaetothyriales; Herpotrichiellaceae
Exons: 1
Coding region: 1-1749 (582 amino acids)
Source: RefSeq, a predicted model, not a curated record